Molecule: messenger RNA, 1483 nt
Organism: Euleptes europaea (tarantolino)
Lineage: Eukaryota; Metazoa; Chordata; Lepidosauria; Squamata; Sphaerodactylidae
Gene: SEPTIN11
Product: septin 11
Exons: 10
Coding region: 4-1293 (429 amino acids)
Biological process (GO): cytoskeleton-dependent cytokinesis
Cellular component (GO): cell division site; microtubule cytoskeleton; septin ring
Molecular function (GO): GTP binding; GTPase activity; molecular adaptor activity
Source: RefSeq, a predicted model, not a curated record
AGGAUGGCGGUGGCGGUGGGCAGACCGGCGAACGAUGACCUUCGAAACCUGUCCCUAUCGGGCCAUGUUGGUUUUGACAGUCUUCCCGACCAGCUGGUCAACAAGUCAACCUCGCAGGGUUUCUGCUUCAACAUCCUUUGCGUCGGGGAAACUGGCAUUGGCAAGUCAACACUUAUGGACACUCUGUUCAACACAAAGUUUGAAAGUGAUCCUGCCACUCACAAUGAACCUGGCGUGCGGUUGAAAGCGAGAAGUUAUGAGCUUCAGGAAAGCAACGUCCGUCUGAAACUGACGAUUGUUGACACAGUGGGAUUUGGGGACCAGAUCAAUAAAGAUGACAGCUACAAGUCCAUUGUGGAGUACAUAGAUGCUCAAUUCGAAGCCUACCUGCAGGAGGAACUAAAGAUCAGGCGGUCUCUCUUCAAUUAUCACGACACCAGGAUCCACGCAUGCUUAUACUUCAUCGCACCCACUGGCCACUCGCUGAAGUCUCUCGAUCUGGUCACCAUGAAGAAGCUCGACAGUAAGGUGAAUAUCAUCCCCAUCAUUGCCAAAGCCGACACCAUUGCCAAAAACGAGCUGCACAAAUUCAAGAGCAAGAUCAUGAGCGAGCUGGUCAGCAACGGGGUCCAGAUCUAUCAGUUUCCGACGGACGAAGAGACGGUGGCCGAGAUAAACGCCACGAUGAGCGUCCAUCUCCCGUUUGCUGUUGUCGGCAGCACCGAAGAAGUGAAGAUUGGCAAUAAGAUGGCCAAGGCCAGGCAGUACCCGUGGGGCGUCGUGCAGGUUGAAAACGAAAACCACUGUGACUUUGUGAAGCUGCGUGAAAUGUUGAUCCGAGUCAACAUGGAGGACCUGAGGGAGCAGACGCACAGCCGGCACUACGAGCUUUAUCGCCGUUGCAAGCUAGAAGAGAUGGGGUUCAAAGACACUGACCCAGACAGCAAACCUUUCAGUCUCCAAGAGACCUACGAAGCCAAGAGAAACGAGUUCCUCGGUGAGCUUCAGAAGAAGGAGGAAGAAAUGAGGCAAAUGUUUGUCAUGCGAGUGAAGGAGAAAGAAGCUGAGCUGAAAGAAGCAGAAAAGGAUCUUCAUGAGAAGUUUGACCACCUAAAGAGGACCCACCAAGAAGAGAAGAAGAAGGUAGAAGACAAAAAGAAAGAACUCGAGGAGGAGCUCAGCAACUUCCAGAAGAAGAAAGCAGCGGCUCAGCUAUUACAGUCACAGGGCCAACAGGCCGGCUCUCAACAAACCAAGAAAGAGAAGGACAAGAAAAAUUCAAGCUUCACAUAAAGCCUGCCAAGUCAAAGGACGUUCCUGCAUUCACCUGCUUUUGUAGUAAUGUGUUUCAGCUAUCUUAUCUAUCUAUAUUCUUCUUCUUCUAAACACAAAUUGUUCUUAUUAACCCAACAGUAACUGGAUGGGUGGGGAAGCCAAGGCACCUAACCUCGGAUUUUAUUGGUAUGAUCCUGUCUGUGGUCUC